This is a messenger RNA of Saitoella complicata NRRL Y-17804, 3717 nucleotides long. RefSeq lists its product as uncharacterized. Lineage: Eukaryota; Fungi; Ascomycota; Saitoellomycetes; Saitoellales; Saitoellaceae. Gene Ontology annotation, biological process: protein polyubiquitination; DNA damage response. Gene Ontology annotation, molecular function: ATP binding; ATP-dependent chromatin remodeler activity; ubiquitin protein ligase activity. Gene Ontology annotation, cellular component: nucleus. Bases 1 to 3717 code for a protein of 1238 amino acids. The record is from RefSeq and is a predicted model, not a curated record. The transcript has a single exon.
AUGGGAAGUGGGCUAUGGCCGGGAUUCACGCCGACACUGGAACCAGCGCUUGCGAAGCUAAUCGAUUACAUAUACCCAAGCGGCAACGAGGAAGAUAUCUCGGCGCCGUACUUCUAUGAACACCUACCGAGACCGCCGGUAGAGCCUUCACCAAAUGAUGCACGGCUACAAGAUCCAAGACUUGACUCGACAAUGCUGCCGUAUCAGCGACGUGCGGCGAUGUGGAUGUUGCAGAGGGAAGGUAAAGAUAUGCAGCAGGGAUCAGAUCAGUUGGUGGACUAUGAUUCCAAGUCUGGGUUGCAUCCGAUGUGGGUGGAAGAGGUGGAUGCGAAUGGACAGAAGAUCUUCGUCAACCGACCAUAUGGUUUGGUUUGCAAGGAUGAGAGUGUUUUGGGGGAUGGACAUCCGCCUCUCAAGGGAGGUCUGCUGGCGGAGGAAAUGGGACUGGGAAAGACAUUGGAGAUUAUUUCUCUGAUUCUACUGCAUCAGUGUUGUUCGACGCCGAAUGAGAGCGUGUACGAUGUAUGGAGUGACGCGACUGUUACAUCUACCAAAGCAACUUUGGUCAUCACCCCUCCUUCAAUUCUAAAUCAAUGGUUAAGCGAGUGCCAAAAACACGCGCCGUCACUAAAAAUCGGCGUCUACGAUGGCAUAAAGCGGCUGGGUGGGUAUAUCAGGCCGGAACACCUUUUAGAUUACGACGUCGUUCUAACCACCUACGACGUGUUGAAAACCGAGAUCCACUUCGCUGCACCAGCAUCUCAGCGAAGUUUACGACCCGGCCGACCAAAGGAGCGUGGGGAAUCACCACUGCUGAAGCUGAUGUGGUGGCGAGUAUGUCUUGAUGAGUCCCAGAUGGUCGAGAACAAAGGCACAAACGCGUCUCGCAUGGCAUGUAUGAUCCCACGCGUGAACGCAUGGGCGGUCAGCGGAACGCCGAUGAGGAGUUCUGCGUCGGACGUGCUAGGGUUAUUGACCUUCUUGCGGUAUUACCCCUUCAACCAGAAUCCGCCUGCCUGGAACGCGUUCGUUCACCGCCCGAAUUGUGGACCGGAUUUCAUGUCCAUUUUUGGGAUUGCGUGUCGACAUACGAAGGAUUCUGUCGGUUCGGAGUUGGAGUUACCUGUUCAGCGGAGGGUCGUUUUGUCGGUUGAUCUUACGCCUGUUGAAGAGCAUAAUUACUCGAUGCUGUUUAAGGAGUUUCUUGACGAGGCUGGGUUUAAUGAGUUGGGAGACCCGACUUCGACGCAUUGGGAUCCGGAGGUUGCUGCGAAGAAGAUGCAGGAGUGGUUGUUUCGACUGAGACAGACGUGUUGUCAUAUGCAAUUGGGUCGAGCGAAUGUGAACAGGCUUGGUGGUGGACAGUUGAGGUCGAUCAAGGAGGUUUUGGAAGUGAUGGUGGAGCAGGCGACAAGGUUGGUGGCGUCGGAUGAACUGGCACUCGUUACGGCAAAGUUCAAUAAGGGAAGGAUUCAUGAUCAUGAUAAGGAGUAUCAGGAGGCGCUUGAUAUAUGGUUUCCUGUAGUGGAGGAGGUGCGGAGGACAGUGAAGACCAUCACAGAAGAACUGGAGGAGAUGCGGAAGAAGAGGGCGACUUCUGCGAGGAUUGUCGACGCUGAUGAGGAGAUUGAAGAGGAGGACGAUCUCGAGGGCUUCGAGGCGGGUGAUAAGAUGCGAUACACCGCGUCAAAGGCUAGGCUGCGUGGGUGGUUGGAAGCUGAACACCGACUUCUGUUCUUCAUCGCUACAGCGUACUUUCAGGAGGAGAUUAAAGACGAAGAGAAAGAAUCGAAAUAUUACGAGGAAGCCAAGGUCGUACGUUCCAGGAUGUUGCAAGCCCCGGAACGCCUCGCAAAUCGCUACAUCACAGGUUUGAAACAAAAGGCUGCUGAACAGGACUUUCCCGAGAUUCCAGAGAUGUUACAGUCGCAGUUGACUGGUGGAUUCAAGUCACGUCACAUCUUCGAACGUCUGCAGGAGCUUUGCGAAGCCCUGAAUGAACAGGCAAAUGUGAUGGAUGACUGGAGGAACCGGAUGGUGGAGCUACUUACUGGCCCUCUGGUUGAUCAGGAAGACUUUCAGGAUGCGACUGGAGAGGAGUACACGAACUCGCUCGACGUCGCUGCUGAGUGUUCUUGUCUUCUCGCGGUCCUUGUCAGGUCUCUUGCGUGGCGUGUGCACUCUUUGAAUGGCUUUAUCAGUGGACCCCAGGCUGCGACAUCGAGAGAAGAGGAGGAGUCGGAGAUUAUGCAGCAGCUUAAAGCGGACGCCGAGAAAGCUCGACUGCCUCUUCAUCUGGGUUCUUUGCAAGCCAUCAGGAAUGAGUUCCGCGAGAUCGCUCGCGACAAUAUGCUUGGCGGUGGCGAGGGCCAAGGCCGCAACCUCGAACGUGAGAUCGCUGCUAAGGAGGUGACCCGUCUCCACAAGGUCAUUCAGGAUCAGCUCACUGCUUGCAAUAAGUUGGAGAACGAAUUCGUUCACUUCAACAGGGUUUACAACGCUAGGGUCGACUACUUUGCUCAGUUGCAGGUCAUUUCGGAUUCGGUUCUGUCAUAUGAACCCAACCCUGACCCGAGAAAGGAGGCGGACUCUAGGAAGAAGCUGGAUGGGACUAUCAAAAAGCUCCCGGACACCAUUGCGGCGACUCAAUCACGACAUCGUUACCUGCUGCAUCUACAAAACUCUGCAGACGAUGACUCCGAGGCUGAGAGGAUCUGUAUCAUUUGUCAAGAUUCCUUCGAGACUGGUGUCAUUACAGGAUGCGGACAUCUCUUCUGCAAGGAAUGUCUGACGCUCUGGCGAAAACAGCACGCUACUUGUCCCGCGUGCAAAACCAAGCUCUCCGUACGAGAUACGCAAAACAUCACGUACCGUACCCGGCGUGUUUCUCAAGCAUCUGCUCCUGGAUGGAUGGAAAACGAAGAGGACCAAGCUUUUGCGCAGUCGAUCUACGCAAAAGUUGAUCCAGAGAUGCUUCAGGAGAUCAAGAGUAUGAAACUUGUCAGUGAUUCAUAUGGUUCGAAGAUCGAUAUGAUCGUUCGGCAUCUGCUGUGGAUCAGGUGGAAGCAGCCGAAAAACAGCAAGAGUAUCAUCUUUUCGCAAUGGAGCGACAUGCUUGAUGUUAUUCAACGAGCACUUGAACAUAAUGACAUCAAGAACGUCCGUCUUGAUCGGAAGCCGGCGAAGGUGACGGCAGGAGAGCUUGUGCAGCGGUUCAAUGAGGAACCUGAUCUGGAGGUGUUUAUGCUUCACGCACGGAGUCAGAGCGCGGGGUUGACGUUGAAUGUUGCCAGUAAUGUCUUUCUGUGCGAGCCUUUUGUCAAUUCUGCGAUUGAGUUGCAGGCAAUCUCGCGUGUGCAUCGUAUCGGACAGACCAAGGACACAUGGGUCUGGCUCUACACAGUGCAUGGCACAGUGGAGGAGAAGAUCCUCGAUCUCUCCACAAAACGGAGACUUCAGAAUAGAGGCAAGUCUUCUGAUGCUGCCUUGGAAGAUGCGGAGAAAAGAGAAAAACAGGCGAAUUUGAAGAAGCUCGUUACUGCUGGUGGUGAAGUCGUUGCCAACAAGGAUCUUUGGAGUUGCUUCUUCGGCGGAAACGAAAUGAAGCGACGACGCACUGAUGUUGAUGAACGGGGGGAGAGGGAGGUAAAGCGUGAGCUUCGAGCAGGAGCGGCUGAAUCAAGGGCCGCUGGCGGCAUCGCGGAAUCUGACGUAUAG